Molecule: messenger RNA, 1357 nt
Organism: Macadamia integrifolia
Lineage: Eukaryota; Viridiplantae; Streptophyta; Magnoliopsida; Proteales; Proteaceae
Product: caffeic acid 3-O-methyltransferase-like
Exons: 4
Coding region: 65-1093 (342 amino acids)
Biological process (GO): methylation
Molecular function (GO): S-adenosylmethionine-dependent methyltransferase activity; protein dimerization activity; O-methyltransferase activity
Source: RefSeq, a predicted model, not a curated record
GAAGAGAAGAAUCUCAACAAGUCCUAAGAAACAGAAACAGAAGCAGAACCACCCCAAAGCCACCAUGGAACAGCAGAAGAAACUCCAAGAGGAUGAAGAUGCUUGUGUGUAUGCAAUGCAAUUGGCAAGCUCUUCAGUCCUUCCCAUGGUGUUGAGAUCGGUUGUGGAGCUUGGAAUUCUGGAGAUCAUCACUAAAGCUGGUCCAUUAGGAACAGAAAUCUCACCUUCUGAUAUAGCUUCUCAGCUUCCUACACAAAACCCAGAUGCAGCAGUAAUGGUUGAUCGUGCCCUUCGGCUCCUAGCCAGUUAUUCAGUUGUGACUUGUUCACUGAAGACACACGAGGAUGGGCGGAUUGAGAGGGUCUAUGGCCAGGCCCCGAUCUGCAAGCUUUUCCUUCCAAAUGAAGAGACGGGAUCCUUGGAAAAGUUAAUGCUUAUGCAUCAAGACAAGGUCCUCAUGCAUGGCUGGUUCCAUAUGAAAGAAGCCAUUCUAGAAGGUGGAAUCCCAUUUCACAAUGAAUAUGGAAUGUCAGCAUUUGAAUAUCAAGGUGUGGAUCCUAGGUUCAACGUGCUUUUCAAUGAGGCAAUGGAAGGUCAAACUAUCAUUACUAUGAACAAUCUUCUUCAGGUAUACAAAGGGUUUGAGGGACUAAACUCAGUGGUCGAUGUUGGUGGUGGAUUUGUUGUUGCCCUUAAAAUGAUCACUUCCAAGUAUCCAUCAAUCAAGGGUAUUAAUUUUGAUUUGCCUUACGUUGUUGCAAAAGCACCAUCCCAUCCAGGUGUGGAGCAUGUUGAAGGUAACAUGUUCGAAAGUGUUCCAAAAGGGGAUGCCAUUUUUAUGAAGAACUGCUAUGAAGCAUUACCAGAAGGUGGGAAUGUGAUCAUCGUUGAUGCGCUUCUUUCAGAAGCUGCGGAAACUAACCAUGUAGCUCAAGCUGGAUAUCAAAUUGGCAAUUUAAUGAUGAUGAUAAAUCCUGGAGGAAAAGAAAGAACUGAGAAAGAUUUUGAAGCUCUAGCCAAGGGUGCUGGGUUUCGUAGUUAUCAAGUGAUUUGCCCUAUAAUUAACCUUUGUGCUAUCAAAUAUGUAAAGUAAGACAUGCAAGUUUUCAUUCGUUGGUUACAAUAGACACCCAUUGCUUGUUUGUCUAAACUUUUCAUAGGUGAUCCUUUUUAUUGUACAAGAUGCCAGUUUUUCUUCGGUUGGAAUAAGCACUCAUUGCUUGCUUGUCUAAUCUUUUCAUAGAUGAUCCUUUUUGUUGUUCAUUUUCCCAAUCUUGUCACAACUAGGGAUCUCAAGCUUCUUGUAAUAUUAUCUUUUGUCAUCGUUAUAAUAGAAACAUUCUCUCUCUCUCUCUCU